GGUCUCCGCUCAGCGGGGCGGGGUCUCAGCCAGACCUGUUGUUCGGAUCUCGGAGCUCCUGGUCCCGCCUGGGUUCUGCUCGGUUCUCUCUGGUUCACCGGAACUUUUCUCUGGCUUUUGGAACUCGGCGGGAUCCGAACCAGACCUCUUGGUCCAGGAAGCGCCCCCUGAUGACGAAGGCUCCUUCUCCUCCUCCUCAGGUCUCCUCGUCUCAGCAGGUAAAGAGGAGCUGCCAUGUUGGCCUCCUCCAUCUCCUUCUCACUCCUCCUCUUCCUCCUCCUCCUCCUCCUCCCUCCUGCUCACCCUGCUCACCCUGCAGACGCCUCCAUGCAGUGGGUGAAGCUGGAGGGCUCCCCCCUCUCCCACCUGCUGCUGGACCCGAGGGCGGGGCAGCUGUUUGUGGGCGGAGUUGACCACCUGUAUCAGCUGACCUCUGACCUAAAGGUGAUGUCACACGUUAAAACCGGCCCUCUCCUGGACUCUCCGGACUGCCUCCCACCAAUCGUUGCUCAGGACUGCCCCUCGGCCACGCCCACUCACAACCACAACAAGCUGCUGCUUCUGGAGGCGGAGCCAUUGGCGGGGGAGGAGCCAGGACCGGGGGCGGAGCCAGGAAGCCUGAUUGUCUGUGGUUCACUGUUCCAAGGAAUCUGUGAGAAACGGAGUCUGUCCAACAUCUCUCAGCUCAUCUACCGGACCUCCAACCCCGUUGACACUCAGUACGUCGCGGCCAAUGACCCUCGGAUUUCCACCGUCGCCGUGGUGAUAACCACCCGGAGCAAACAGGAAGUGGGCAUGGCCGGUGGCGAGCUGCGCCUCCUGCUGGUCGGUCGAGGCUACACCAGCCGGGGUCCUGGAGACAUCCCACCAAUCACAACGCGGCGCCUGCACCCGGUGGCUCCGCCCCGCAAAGCCUUCUCCCAGGAGGAGGAGCUCGGAAAACUCGUCGUGGGAAGUUACUCCGAAUACAACAACCACUUUGUGAAGGCUGUUGCCCACGGCGACCACGUCUACUUCCUGUUCUCGCGGCGGGACAUGAGGCACACGAAGGAGUACAGGACCUAUGCCUCGCGGCUCUGCGCCUCCGACCGCAGCUUCUACUCUUACGUGGAGGUGCCGCUGCUGUGCCGCGGUGGCUACAACCUGGCUCAGGGGGCGUGGCUAGGAGACCUGUCAGGUACACCGGCACUGUUUGUCGUCAUGGCAGCAGGGCAGGCGUCCACGCCCAUAGCAACAAGCCGCUCGGCGCUCUGCGUUUAUACGAUGAAGGACCUGGACGCCACGAUGCGGCGGGCGCAGGAAGUGUGCUACACGGAGGGAGGGCUUGAUAGUAGCGGGCAGGAAGAGGCCUACAUCGAGUACGCCGUGUCAUCCAAGUGUCUGAAACUCCCGAAGGAGUCUCUGUCUGACUACCCGUGUGGGGGGGAACACACCCCCAACCCCAUCGCCAGCGCCGUUCCCCUGGGAGUCCCGCCCACCGUCACCCUGAACACCCAGCUGACCUCCGUUACCGCAGCAACAGAGGCCGGUCACACCAUCGCCUUCCUGGGAGAUCGAGACGGACGUCUGCACAAGGUGUUGGUGCGCCCCGACAGGUCUGGCCAUCUGUACGGCAGCCUGUUGGUGGACGGGGGCGGAGCCAUCGGCGCCAACCUCCUAUUGGACGGGAGCCAACGCCACGUUUAUGUUUUAACCGACGACCGGGUGUCCAAGCUUCCCGUGUCGUCCUGCGACAGACAGACAGACUGUCUGUCCUGUCUGUCCAUCAGAGACCCGUACUGCGGCUGGUGCGUCCUGGAGGGACGGUGUUCCCGUAAACAUGAGUGUGAGCGCCACCUGCUGGACAACCACUGGCUGUGGAGUUUUGAACGGACCAAUCAGUGCAUCACGGUGCGGAGCCUGCAGCCGGCCAAUCAGAGCAGAGAUGAGCAGACCCAGGUAACCAUGUCAGUCGUCCAGCUGCCUGUCCUCCAGGGGGCAGAGUCUCUGUCCUGCGUCUUCGGGAGCCUGCCUCCCCAGCCGGCCGUUGUCAUGGGAACAGAGCUCACCUGCCAGUCACCUGCGCCGGAGCUCCUCCCCCCCAUGCCAUCCAGAAGCGAUCACAUGGUCCUGCCCGUGUUUCUGAUGUUUGGUCACGUGACCGUCGCCAUGGGAAACAUGACCUUCUACGACUGCGGAGCGGUCAGCCGACUGAACCAGAGUUCCCAGUGUCUUUCCUGUGUCGGAUCCUUCUGGACCUGCAACUGGUGUCCUCUGGAUCAGAUCUGCACCCACAACCACAGCUGCCCCAGGAAGCUGGUCCUCCACCACAAUGACUCUCCUGGUCCCGGUUCCUGCCCUCUGGUCUCGUCUCUGAGAGGUUCUGCCUUAGUGCCCAUGGGCCUGAGCACCACUAUAGUUCUGGAGGGGCGGAACCUGGACAUCUACCAGGACGAAGCUCAGUACGUUUGUGUUGUUGAAGUUGAGGACGUGCAGCUCAACCUGACGGCUGCUGUGAGGAAAACCGAGGACAACACACACAUCUUUACCUGCAGCCCCCACCAGUUUCAGUACCGCCUCAGCCAGCUGCAGUAUUCUGCUGCCAUCUACCUGCGCAGAGGACAGCGACGCAUCGAUGCAUCACCUGGACUCAGACUCCACCUGUAUGACUGCUCAGCCGGCCAAUCAGAUUGCUCGCAGUGCAGGGCGGUGCCUGAGGAGUACAGCUGUGUGUGGUGUCUUGGAAGCCCCGCCCCCAGAUGUGUUUACAGCCAAUCGUGCUCCAGCUCACCCGCAGACACCUGUCCGACGCCUCGGAUCACACAGGUGCAUCCUGUGACCGGACCUGUGGAGGGUGGAAUCCUGGUAACAAUCACAGGAUCCAACCUGGGCACCAGGUACCAGGACGUGGUGGGCGGAGUCAAGGUGGCAGACGUCCCGUGUGUGGCUCAGCCUGAAGGAUACCAGAUCUCCACCAGGGUCGUGUGUGAGCUGCAGAGCAGUGGGAAUUACCGGGUCGGGAAUGUCCAGGUUACCGUGGGAACCACUCCACCUGGCCGAUCGACCCAGAUGUUCACCUAUCAGAACCCUAAGCUGACUGGUCUGGGUCCAGAUAAAGGCCCGGUUUCUGGAGGAACCAAGCUGACCAUCAAAGGCCAACAGCUGUUGACCGGACAAACAUCGGACCUGACCGCCUUCCUGGACCAGCAGCACUGCUUCAUUUUGAAUGAGGUGACCGAUUCCCAGUUUGUGUGCAAGACCAGUUCUAGUAAUCGGACCGGACCAGUUCCGGUUCGGGUCUUCUUUGGUAAAGCUAAUCGGACCGGUCCUGAUCUUACCUUUCAUUACCUGGAUGACCCCGUCAUCACCAAAGCUACACCUGCAGAGAGCUUCUAUGCGGGAGGGCGUGUCAUCAAGGUGACGGGCAGGAACCUGGACGUGGUGCAGGACCCGGUGAUAUCUGUGUGGGUGGAGCCUCUGGAGGUGCAGAGAGUGAAACGGAGAAGGCGAUUGGCUCUCCUGAACGCCAGGCAGCAGUUGGUCUUUAAUGGCACCAUGACGACAGUGUCUGAGCGCUGCUCUGUUCUGUCACCUUCUGAGAUCACGUGUCUGACCCCCGCGGUGCCCCCAGAGGUCAGAGUGAAGGGGGUGUGGUUUCAGCUGGACAACGUCCGGGUCCACUACGACAGCAUCGAGGGUAAGAGCUUCACCUAUUACCAGAACCCCCAGUUCUUUCCUCUGAACCGAGACGCUCCGGACGCUCCGUACCGCUUCAAACCCGGCGGAGUGAUCGCUGUAGAGGGUCUGGACCUGACCAGAGCCAUGUCCAAGGAUGAAGUCAGGGCUCGGCUUGGAGAUCAAGACUGUGAGGUGAAGACUCUGGACCGAACCCACCUGUACUGCGAACCCCCCGAGAACCAGCCUCUGAGCGUGGACGGCAGCAGCGAGUUGCCCAUGCUGAAGGUGCUCAUGGGGAAACUGCAGGCUGACCUGGGUCUGGUCCAGUACGACAGCGACUUGUUGCUAUCUCCCAUCCCGCUGGCGGCGCAGAUCAGUCUGGGUGCAGGAGCUGCUGUCAUCAUCCUGUCGGUGCUAAUCGUCAUUCUCAUGUACAGGAGGAAGAGUAAACAGGCUCUCCGAGAUUAUAAGAAGGUUCUGCUGCAGUUGGAAACUCUGGAGAUCAACGUGGGAGAUCAGUGCCGUAAGGAGUUCACGGACCUGAUGACAGAAAUGAUGGACCUCAGCAGCGACGUGGGAGGACCGGGUCUUCCUCUGCUCGACUACAAGACGUACGCAGAGAGGAUCUUCUUCCCCGGCCAGCAGACGGCGCUGCUGAGCCGGCAGUUGGACCUGCCGGAGUCCAGGAGGCCGACGGUGGAGCAGGGCCUCCAGCAGCUCAACAACCUGCUCAACAACAGACUCUUCCUCACCAGGUUCAUCCACACCCUGGAGGCCCAGCAGGGCUUCUCCCAGCGGGACCGCGGCUACAUGGCCAGUCUGCUCACCAUCGCGCUGCACGACAAGCUGGAGUACUUCACCGAGGUCAUGAAGACGCUGCUGCAGGACCUGGUGCAGCAGUACGUCGCCAAGAACCCCAAACUCAUGCUGCGCCGGACGGAGACGGUUGUUGAGAAGAUGUUGACCAACUGGAUGUCCAUCUGCCUCUAUUCUUUCCUGAAGGAAGUGGCCGGGGAGCCGCUCUACAUGCUCUACCGGGCCAUAAAGUACCAGGUGGACAAGGGCCCGGUGGACGCGGUGACGGGGAAGGCCAAGAGGACGCUCAACGACAGCCAUCUGCUGAGAGAGGACAUCGAUUACUCUGCCAUGACUCUGAACGUCCUGGUGAAGAACGGAGUCGAGGUUCAGCCGUGUCCCAUUAAAGUUCUCGACACCGACACCAUCACCCAGGUGAAAGAUAAGAUCCUGGAUCAGGUCUACAGAGGAGCUCCGUUCUCUCAGAGACCAGCAGCUGACAGUCUGGACCUGGAGUGGCGUUCAGGUCAGGCAGGUCACCUGACUCUGUCAGACGACGAUGUCACAGCGGUGGUUCAAGGUCGCUGGAAAAGGCUCAACACCCUGCAGCAUUACAAGGUUCCAGACGGCGCCACAGUCGCCCUGAUCCCUCGAUUUCUCAGUUCAGGGGUCAACCAGGUGUUUCAGACUGGAGAAAAAACACCAAUGCUGGAAGGUGAGGAAGAGGAGGGUCUGCGUCUGUGGCACCUGGUGAAGAGCAGCGAAGAUUCAGAGAUACCAAAACAUCGGAAGAGCAGCAUGAGGGAACGGGAGAGAGCCAAGGCCAUUCCUGAGAUUUACCUGACCAGACUGCUGUCCAUGAAGGGGACGCUGCAGAAGUUCGUGGAUGAUGUCUUUGUGGCCAUCCUCAGCACCAAGCGUCCUCCUCCCAUCGCUGUCCGGUUUUUCUUCGACUUCCUGGACGACAUGGCGGAGAAACACGGGAUCGAUGACCCCGAGACCGUCCACAUCUGGAAGACAAACAGUCUCCCUCUGAGGUUCUGGGUCAACAUCCUGAAGAACCCGCAGUUCGUCCUGGACGUCCAGGUGACGGACAGCAUCGACGCCGUCCUCUCCGUCAUCGCCCAGACCUUCAUCGACUCCUGCACCACCUCCGAACACAAAGUGGGACGGGACUCUCCGGUCAACAAGCUGCUUUAUGCCAGAGAGAUCCCGCGCUACAAACAGCUGGUGGAGCGGUACUACAGUGACAUCCACAGCGCCGCAUCAGGAUGCUACCAGGAGAUGAACUCCACUCUGACGGAGCUGUCCGGGGUAAACAGAACCAGAACCAGAACCACCUGUCUCUCCUCCUGUCUCACUCCUCCUGUCUCCCUGCAGAGCUUCGCCUCAGAGAUGAACGGUCUCGUUGCUCUUCAUGAACUCUACAAAUACAUCAACAAAUAUUACGACCAGGUCAUCAUGUCCCUGGAGGAGGACACGUCGGGUCAGAAGAUGCAGCUGGCGUAUCGGCUGCAGCAGGUCGCCGCCCUGGUGGAGAACAAAGUCACUGACCUCUGACCUGCGAGUCCUGAGGAAGAGGAGAGACAGCGAAGCUGAUUGGACGGCUGCUGCCUGUCUGUCUGCGUGGGGGACGCAAAGUCUUUCAUAAUCGGUCUUCCGGUUCCCUCACACGGCGGCGGCCGCCAUCUUACGACAAUCCAACCAAUCAGGGAACACCGUCGCCACCGGCUGCCUUGCACUACAAUUCCCAGAGUUCUUUGCUGUCUGAGUCUAAAAGCACAACUUCAAUAGUUUCUUCUGUGUUUGUAUUGGUUCUGACAUAAAACCUGCUAUUUUCUAUGUUUUUCUACUGAAACCAGCGGAUCGGACUCUGAACGGCCAGAACCAGAAGUUCUGCUGCUGCUGGGCGUUUCUGAACGCAAUAAUCUGCAUCAGGGAGUGUUUUCAUCUGACCCGGUUCUGCUGAGGUUCUGGAUUCGGACCUCAGGUCAAACUGCGGCGGUGAGAAGGGAAACCUGCCCGGAUGUUGGCGCGCUGCGCCGCUUCUCAGUGCAAAUCCACCUGGCUGCAGCAAACAGGAAGGGCGGGACGGACCGCUGUCCGUCUCAGACCUUAUUUGGAAAUGGGACCAUUGCACUCCGGAAGUGAAGGGGGCGCUAUUUACUAUAUUAUCCGCCGUCUCCCGUUUUUAUUGUCGUUAGAAAUCUGUGAUAUAUCUUCACCUUUAGGAAGGAUUUUCAUUCUCAGUAUAUAUUUGAACUUUUCUCUUUUAUUUACUUCAGCUCAGCUCACAGUUUUUAACAGAUUCUGUAGCUUUCUGUGAACUUCUAAAUCUGCUCCUUAUUUGCAUCUUUUUGGGUCUACUACUGCCUCUAAUGGCGUGGGGUGGUAACACAACUACUAUAAUUACGUUAUUAAAUGAGUUUUUAUUAUUUACUGUUAAUACCGGCAUUAUUGGCACCAUCAAAGAUAAAUUCUCUAAUAAAACACCAUACUUUUUUACUUUCUUAACGAUGUAGAGCUAAUUAAAUGACAUAAACAAGAUCUUUAUACAUUAUGAAUAUUUAUAUAUCUCCAUCAUUUAUAGGAGGAAUAAAAGAAAUAAGGAGACAUGAAAAGCAACAUAAUGAACUAUAAUAAAAACCAUUUAUAAUGUAUGCAUAAGAAACUUAAUUGAUCAAAAGUCAAGAAGAAACAAAUUAAUUAGAUUCACAGAAGAAUUACAAGUCUGGUUGUUACGACCAGGGUUGUAAAACAGAUACAAGCUAAAAUUCACAUUUUUGCUUUUACUCUGUCAUUCAUAUAAUUCUGAGAGAUUUUGCUGUGUUGGUAGAGUCUUAUACAUAGUUAAAAAAAAAAAAAAAGAAACUAAUCAAUCAUGGUGGAAAUUUCCCUGCAACUCCAAAACAAUAAAAUAAAACGCAUUCAUAGAAUCACUUAGCAUGUUAUAGCUAAAUGUUAUCAUGUUUAGAUAAGAAUAAUUAUUGCAUUGUCAAUAAAUGACUUGUAAUCAAUGUUCUCAGGUACCAGAGGGAAACAGUAACGCCUUCAUGAGCUCAGAGGGUCAAACUGAUGAAUAAAGAGGAUGGGGGCUCUCUACUAAAAUAUUCCUGCCGUCUUCCAUGUUCUUUCAGCAAACAGGAUUAUAUAGGAAAUAGCGCCCCCUUCACUUCCAGAGUGUAAUGGUUCCAUUUAAAAUAAAGUCUGAGACUGACAGCGGUCCGUCCUGCCCUUCCUGUUUGCUGCAGCGAGGUUCUUCUCAAACAUCGACGCUGCGUAUUAAUCGAUGAGAACAAUGCGAGUUCCUAACUUAUUGUGUUGUAUAGACUAUUUAUAAUUAUUUAUCCCCGCUGUGCCUUCGCUCUGCAGCUAGGGGGCAACCUAACGCAUCCCAGUGCAUGAUGGGAAGAUAAAAUGAACCGUUCCUUCAGCAGGAAGUGAACCCAGCUGCAGCAUCUAACUGGUUUAACUGGUCCGUCUGACUGAGACCAGAACUAUCAGAAUCUAUAUGGAUCUUGGCGGACCAUCAGAACCUCCAGAACCUUCCUGGACUGAUGGACGGGCUGGACCAAGCAGACAGACUGAUGCUGGUCCAGCCGUAGAACCGGACCAGAACCGGGUCCAGCUGAUACUUUUUCUUCUGCUGCUGAUAUUUCUUCUCCAUGUUUUGCUGUUUGUGUUUUUUGGGCCUGUGUUUGACCCGUAGUCGUAGUUCUUUACUCACAGUAGCUUCUGCAUGAUGAUGAUGAUGAUUAUGAUGAUGGUGCUUUCUUCUUUUUCAUAACUUUCGAUGUUUACUUUUUGAAACAAGGGGCGGGGCUUCCACUGGUGACCUAAUGAGUGUACAGACCGAAGCUGAGCUCUGAUUGGUGGAGCUGUUUUCUACUGAAUACAGUCAUUUUGAGUGCGGGGGAGAGGGGGGGUAGCUGUGUGUAAAUGUGCCUGUAAAUAUCUGUGAGGAAGACCACGAUAAAGAUGAGUCUAUCUCAGAUUUUAAAUGUGCUUUUAUUGUGAAGGGCCACAGGUCAAACAGUUUGUAUCAUAAAAAUAAAGUUCUAAUUUUAA
Molecule: messenger RNA, 8520 nt
Organism: Xiphophorus couchianus (Monterrey platyfish)
Lineage: Eukaryota; Metazoa; Chordata; Actinopteri; Cyprinodontiformes; Poeciliidae
Gene: plxnb3
Product: plexin B3
Exons: 39
Coding region: 235-6012 (1925 amino acids)
Biological process (GO): negative regulation of cell adhesion; regulation of cell shape; regulation of cell migration
Cellular component (GO): semaphorin receptor complex; plasma membrane
Molecular function (GO): semaphorin receptor activity; protein binding
Source: RefSeq, a predicted model, not a curated record